This is a messenger RNA of Diaporthe amygdali, 1395 nucleotides long. RefSeq lists its product as uncharacterized. The record is from RefSeq and is a predicted model, not a curated record. NCBI's taxonomy places the organism in Eukaryota, Fungi, Ascomycota, Sordariomycetes, Diaporthales, Diaporthaceae. The transcript has 5 exons. The coding region runs from base 1 to 1395 and encodes 464 amino acids.
AUGAGUUCCUUGAACUCAGAGCCAGCCCAAGAAGAUGGCAGCCAUGCAACUGCCGCGUCCCUGCCUCUCCUCCAAGGAUGCAGCAAGGAGCAAGAUCGCAACACAACGUGGACCUUGUCGGGCGCGACAAUGCAGGCCUAUGUUGCCAUGAGAGGUCCAGGCAUUGACAUGGAUGAUCCUCUGAUCGCAUGGAUUUCCAGCGAGGAAGGUGGUAAGAAGGCCGAGGGGCAGCCGACUAUGCUCGGUGACAUCCACGACUCAGUCAAGGAGCAGGUCGAGUGGAAUUCCCGUGGCCCAUCCAAGUACGAGGACCAAGAGAGGCAGCGCAAGACAAUUUUCACAUUUGACCGUUCCAGAACGGAGCACCUUGGGCCUGGAAGUCUAGAGCUGCCAGGGAGCCUUGACGUCGGCAAGCUGGACGACAUUUGUCAAGGCAGCGACUACACUGCAGAUGGAUGGAGGAAGUACGCGGCCAGUGAUGUCUCUGACGACGGCGAGGGCGAUCCUGCAAAUGGUCGGAUUUCUCCCUGUACUUUCGCGCGAUGGUCUCAUGGCGCGAAGCGAUGGGAUGCGCCUGACGACAAGUUCAAGUCGGCUUGGGAGGAGCGUAGGACUUACAUGAUCCCUAAUGAUCGCCAGCGGCCUUGUUCGCCCAACACAGCCCUACCGCGGCAGACAAAGCGCUACAAUACGCAGAGCCUGUAUGAUAUGGAUGACGGUAAUGAGUUGAGUCCAGCGUGCAGUUCUUUCGCAAGAUCUGAGCCUUCGAUUCUGUGGUCGCCGCCUCCUCUGGACCCUCCCCUCCCCUACACUUACUACAACCAUAUGUUCGACCGCAUGGAUCCCGAGCUGAUGCGCAAAGUCCGCAUGAACAACGCCUCCCCCGAACCUUCCUGGGGCGUGAAGUCAGCAUCGGAGCCCGAGCACUACACCCCCUCCGAGGUCGACGCCGCGACCGAGAAGUACUGGGGUCUCGCGCUCACACAGGAGGUCAUCGCCAACAAGCACAUGGAGGUCGCCCACCUGAUCCAAUCCGAGGAGCAGGCCAACGCGGAGGUCGAGAGGCUCCGCCACGCGGCCAAGCGCUUCAAGCACGAGAACCGCAAGCUAGCCGAUUGCUUCGAAGAGCGCCGCAGCACGCGCGAUCGGCGGAUCAUGAAGCAGGUGCAGCGCCACAUCAGAGAGCUCAGCUACAUCGCCAAGGCAAAGUUCGCGGAGUGCAAGGCCCGCGUGCGCGAGCGCGAUGCGCUGCAGCGCGAGCUCGACUCCCACCAGGACGUGCAGCGGAAGUUGCUUGCCAUCUUUGGCAAGGAGACGCCCGAUGAGGUGUUUGCGAUGUACCCCGACAUAUGGGAGCCGGAGGAGAUCAGGAAGAACCGCAGGAACUACUCGUGA